Molecule: messenger RNA, 5592 nt
Organism: Culex pipiens pallens (northern house mosquito)
Lineage: Eukaryota; Metazoa; Arthropoda; Insecta; Diptera; Culicidae
Product: monocarboxylate transporter 3-like
Exons: 6
Coding region: 926-2995 (689 amino acids)
Biological process (GO): transmembrane transport; monocarboxylic acid transport
Molecular function (GO): monocarboxylic acid transmembrane transporter activity
Source: RefSeq, a predicted model, not a curated record
UUUAGAAUAUUCGUCCGUACGAACCCGUCGGAGUUCAGUUAUGCUUUGAUAGUCGCCCAGGAACGUCGUUCGUUCGGUGGUGUUGUGGGCUCGUUUUUAGUUUUGGACCUCGCGCGCGCAUUUCUUAGUCAGUUUGACUUUUUUUGCCUUUUAUUGACUUUACUACUUCUUUCGGCGAAGGAGACCGAAAACGACGACGAGGACGCCGGUUCCUAUUGGAACAGCUUUUACGAAUUUUGGCUGUUGUGAAAUUUCGGGUUAGAGGUGUGUGCUAUCUUGUAGUGUUUUUUUUUUCGUUGUUUUUUAAGUGUGCGUUUAUUUUAUCUACACGUUGUGCGAGUUGCUUUUCCUCGUUAUAGUGAAUGGAAGAGAACAUUAAAAGUUGCUUCGAGUUAAUGAGAUUCCCGAAAAAAGCUUGCCAAUUGCAACCGGGGGUGUUUCGUUUUAGCGUGCACUCAUGAUCGUUCUGUGCUGUGCGCCAAAAAAGAAUCGGAAAUUAAGUGAAUGGAUUAGGUGGCUUUUGCGGAGUGCUUUGCGCAACACGUUUUGGAGCUUGUAAAUUAGCAUAUUUUUUGCCUCAGUGCGAACAACCUUCGAAACGACGGGCGCAGUAUUAAAAAAGCGUGUCGGAACUAAGUGACGUGUGAAAGUUCCAGCGAAAAAAAAAUACGCGCCAGAUCAAAAUCGUCAUCGUCAUCAAAGGCGCCGGCUCAGCCACAUGUGCGCCUAAUACGCACAACUCAAAAGCUCCAUUCACAAAAAAUACACCCUUCAAAACCAUCAAUUGGAUAAUCCGAUUCAGAGAGCACAGCUCGACCACACACUGGUUGACACCGAGUUUCGGUGGAAGCGUAAAGAGACUGAAAGGUGGCAUUGUCGGUGACGCUAUUCUGAACACACACACACCCAUUUCUUCACCUUGCAGAUGGCUCCACAAAACGCGAUAGAGAUGUCCACGAAGCAGCCGGAAGGGGAGAAUGGCACCAAAAAGGUACAGAAUGGCGAUAACAAACAGGCCAAGAAUGCGGAACCACCGACGACCUCUGUUGUCGUUCCUCCGGACGGAGGCUGGGGAUGGCUAGUGAUGAUAGCAUCUUUUCUGUGCAAUACCGUGGUUGAUGGUAUCGUGUUCAGCGCCGGAAUGUUUCAGGAUCCCAUCCGGUUAGAUUUUGGCGUUGGUAAAGCAGAGGUUGCAUUGGUUAGUUCUCUUCUAAGUGGUUUUUAUUUGCUGACUGGUCCCUUCGUUAGCGCAUUGGCGAAUCGUUGGGGAUUUCGUCCGGUAACCAUUAUCGGUGCCGUUAUUGCAUCCAUUGGAUUUGUUCUGUCGUAUUAUGCACAAAGUCUGGGUUUCCUGUAUGUUACCUAUGGAGUUAUCGGUGGAAUAGGAUUCUGCUUUAUCUAUGUUCCGUCCGUAAUCACUGUGGGAUAUUACUUUGAGAAGUGGCGCGCAUUGGCAACCGGAAUUGCUCUCUGUGGAUCGGGUGUUGGUACCUUUGUGUUUGCUCCGUUGAGUUCGAUGUUGAUCGCUCAAUUCGGCUGGAGAGGAGCUCUUCUGGUGCAAGCAGCCAUUAUUUUGCUGUGUGCUCUAUUUGGAUGCAUAUUCAGACCUAUUCAGCCAAUCACCGUUACGUUGACUAAGGAUGAAGAUACUCCGGCUGAAAAGGGAUCUCUUUUGGGAGAUGGACUUCCUGUCGUCUACACAAGACCGUUGCCAGAAGGUCGUUUUGCUUACUCAGUGCCAAACAGCUCUCACAACACGUGGAUGGGUGCGAGUCCUAACACGCAAUAUCCAACAGCUGCUGAAGUAUUCCGAGGCAGUGGUCACAAUCUCGAGCGUAGACCAUCGAACCAAUCAGGGUUACUUACUCACGAAAAUAUUCAAACCACUACCAAAAAAUUGGAACAACUGUCCAAAAUUCAGAAGCGUCUGGCUGGCCAGAUGACACCGGAAGACACCAUCCACGCUCCUCGGUUCCCAAUUCCUCACCACGAGCUCAACACUGUCGGAGAGGCAGAAGAAGAAGAAACCGAAAAUGGAACUCUGCUCACCGGAGAACAGAAAACGACUCUAGUGGUUCCAACUUCUGCUCCAGGGGCAAGACAGCGAAGUCACACAGUAUCUGGCCGAAGGCCAAAUGAAGCUGGAUCGCGGCAAGGUAGCCGACGUGGUACUCUGACAGACGGCACACGGCCAAUGUAUCGAGAUGACAUCUUCUUCACCGGAUCCCUCGUUCGUAUUCCACAGUACCAGUCGACUACGUCCCUGGGCUAUCACAUGUCGGUUACCCGACUACCAACUCACACCGAUGUCGAGGAAGCCGAAGAUCAGUCAUGCAAAAUCUGCCCGGAAGCCGUGCGACGCACGCUGGCCACCAUGUUGGACAUGACCCUGUUAAAGUCACCCUCGUUUAUGCUGCUGGCAGUGAGUGGUUUCUUCACGAUGAUGGGCUUUUUCGUUCCGUUUAUGUACAUCUCCCAGCGGGCCACCUCCGGAGGAAUGGACUCAAACGUAGCUCUUUAUAUUGUCUCUGCUAUUGGUAUUUCCAACACAAUUGCUAGGAUCGUUUGUGGCUUUCUGAGUUCAUUCAAAAGUGUUAACGCGCUUCAUCUCAACAACGUGGCCAUCACCAUGGGUGGACUUGCCACGAUGGCGAGUGGUCUUUACAUCACCGAAGCAUACCAAUUCACGUAUGCGGCCAUAUUUGGACUUGCCAUUGCAUGCUUCUCGGCACUGCGUUCAAUUCUUGUUGUUGACUUGAUGGGUCUGGAGAAACUAACAAAUGCAUUCGGUAUUCUGUGCCUGUUUCAAGGACUGGCGGCAGCUAUUGGCGCGCCAAUUGCAGGAUUUUUCACCGACCUCACGGGAAGCUACGACGUGUCGUUUUACAUCAGCGGAGCACUCAUCACCAUUUCAGCGGUCUUGUGCUACCCGUUGAACAUGGUCAACAAGUGGGAAAAGAAACGUGCCACGAAUAAAAAAGUCGUCCCAGCGUAGAGCGUUGUCUGUACACCGAAAAAACAACCAAUGAGUGUCCGAAGUACUUACUGAACAUGCAAGCCCAAGACGCAUGGGAAAAUACUGUUGAGUUCCAUACUGAACAUUGAUUAAGAUUGAAAACCUCAGUGCCUUAGCAUAAAUGUUGGAAAACUUCCUUAAAACAAUAAACUAAGAACCCACUUGAAAUGCGAGUAGACUGUCGUAUAGAUUAGAAUAUAAUUCGAAUCAAUAUUUUUAAGCAGGGAAACUGCCGUUCUGCUCAUGAUUGUCCCAUGUAGAUAAGAAACUUCCCGUAUUACGGGAUUGCUACGUGUUAAAUGGCAGUGAAUGAAUCGCAAAUCUGUUACGAUAAAUCAAAUGGCUCAGAUGAAAUUAUUCAUUGAUUAUUAAUUUUAUUGUGUGGAGCCUGCUGAAAUGACAUCCCCUUUAAGUAUUUCAAUAAAUAGCAAUAAAGCUUCUCUUUAAAAGUAAAAACUUCAAAUUUUAAAUAAAAAUUGUACUUAAUUCGGAAAGGUCAUUUUUUAGACAAAGUAUUUAACACUGAUUGAAUUAUUUCUUUUUUAAUAUCUUUAAUAUAAAAUCCAUUAAUACAUCAUGAUUUAAACAAACGCAUUUCAAGAUUUAUUCUUGAUGCGUAUAAUUUGUCCUAUUGCUUGAGAAAUAAAAUAAAAAAGAAUCUUGAGCAAAAAUAAUCAAUGAUGAUUUCAACUGAGAAUACCAUGUUGCGCGGUGCUAUUUUAUGUGCAAAUCCAGAAGUGCAUUUUAUUCAACGGCUUUCUUGAAAAAUUGUUACGACAAAAUCAAAAUAUUAAAAUGAGUCUUUAACAUUUCGUAAUACCAAACAAGUGCUUUUCGCUUUCUUUACAAAUACAGAGAAACCUCUUUUUACGCGGUGGCGCUACGCUUUUUGUUUUGUAGAUUUCUCUUAAACCAUACAAUAUUUUUGCAAGCUUCAAAAAGCGUUUUGUAGAUCUGAACAAAACCUACAAAUUGUUGCGUCAUUCCAGAGAAAUCGACAAAUUAGAAAAACGUAACGCACCGCAUAAAAAGAGGUUUCACUGUAUUACACUUUUAUGGUCUACGUAAUACAAUCCAGUUUUAGUAUUGAAUAUGCAAAAGUUUUGCAAACAUGCAUUAAUUCAGAAAAAAAGAACCUCAUUUCAAUAAAUCGAUGCCUCUGUGCUCUCUUACGCUAACUAGAUAGGAAUCCCAACAAGCAUAGUACAAGAGAGCACAGAGGCAUCGAAAUAUUACCUAUUCGUUUUUUUUUAAUUUGAUUCAAUCAGUUGUAGGGGUCAUUCCAUACCAAACUGACUCGUUAUUGCAUUUUCUAAUCGAGCUCAAUUUUGUGAGACUGUUAAUGUUAUCAAAACAUCCAAUAAUACAAAUUCUCAUCCAAUCCUUCACAAACAUUUGAACCAUACAUUCUAGAUUACUUUUUCAAAACAACCCAAGCGCCAUGGGUUUCCUAUGCAGAUGUACAUAGGACCUUUUGAAAAUGUAAGCGAGAAUUGUAAAAGUCCAAUCCAGGGAACAAAAAAUCAAAAAAAUCUAAUUAUUCUCUCUACAGCAAUUGGCUUUGGCGUUCUCGAUUGCGAGAUUCCUACUCGAAACUAUGUGUCCGAAGGCUUGAUUGUUGAGGUAAUUGCAAACCUCUAUUUACACCUAAGCUUCCCCAUCCAACCCGGGUUUCGAACAGACGACUUUUGGAUUGUUAUUCCAACUUCCUACAAGCGAAUCCAUCGAGACAGUUAACGAGUUAACGACCUAAACCACAUGGUCUUCAAAUCCAAACUUUUAAACCCCGGAUGGAUGUUAAGUGGUUUGAUAGUUCCUGGUGCGAUAUAGCUACAUGAACUAGACAGCGAGAGAGCAGUUUUAGAGCCGUUGUUAUGUUCAAUUAAAGGUCCUAUAAGAUAUGGGAAUUCCUAUGUUUAUAAGAUCUUUUCAAAUAAACCUCUAAAAAUUAACAAUGUUUUCAAAAUAAAACAAGAGUUCCAACUCACCCUCAAAUACAUGAUUUACAAUGUUUCUGGAAGUUAUUUUGUAGAACUGACAUAAUCACAAUUGUUAACGUUUGUUCCUGGAGAAGCAUUUCUAUUGGCACCUUUACUAAAACUUAUUUACAACAAAUUGUUAUUUUUUCAAACGUCUUCAUACCAAUCGAUUCUGUUUGCUGCAAUUUGUUUGUAACUAUCUUAUCUUUGUACAAUUGUGCAAUCUGUUUGAUUUCAUUACAAUUAUUUUCAUGUUAAGAGUCUAAGUUAUAGUUAAUAGAUCCUUAAGAUGCAAAAACGGACAGUUUGCCAUAUACCAUUCCUAAUCUGACACCUGGUACAUAUUUUUGGAUUUCAACUAGUAGAUAAAAAUUACAUAUACACACAACAUAUUCGAAAGACACACCAUAUGCAACCAAGCUUUUGUUCGGUUGUAAAACGAAUACUGAAUUGCUCGCAUAUUUGACUGAACGAGAUUUGAAGACACCUUUUUGAUUAUGUUUAUUGCUAAGCUACUCGCCAGAUAAAAAAAAACAGCAAAUGUAGUGUUUAAUGCUAAGUUUAUGAUAAUGAAAUAAAUACUGUUUUAUAGGUAAA